AGCUGGGAGAUGUCUCAUUUUAAUCAGAAAUUUCCGGACUACAAUUGCACCUCAUUAAGAAAGCUUUUAGUUAUUCUCUAGAGUUUCUGGAAAACUGGUUUUCUAGGAAACUCAGUCUACCAAGGUCUAGAAGUAAAAGUCAUUGUCAUAUUCGGAUUCAGCACACCCGAUUACCUGUUGUCCAGUGGGUCUUAGCCUAAAAGCGAUUAGACAGGUGUCCUUUCCUCGUUAGUUUAAUCCUAAUCUUUCCAAUAUUGUCCCGUGUGAGCGCACUCAGUUUGUUAACUUAGUUUAAGAACUCAGUUUGGCUAUUUGCCAACUUGGUUAAGUUAACCACGUUUAUAGAACUCGGUUAAGGAUCCCCUAUUAAACAUAGAUCAAUCAAUGAUUAGCUACAUCUUCUACACAUGCGUUAUGACAACAGAAACAGAAUAACAGAAUAAGUCUCCUCAUCGUUUCACUCAGUCGACUUAAAGAAGAAUUUUUUGUAGGGAAAUAGAAUAAGCCUCUCUGAGUUUCACUCAGCCGGCUUAAUUAACUUUUUGCUUCCUGCUCACUCUGAGAUUUAACUCCAAGAAACUAAAAGUGAAGGACAAAAUAUUGCUAAUUCUUCUGACUCCUUCAAAAUUUGCAUAUCUACUUUCUGCUUCCAUUCUAUCACGAAUAGCUCGCUAUGUUAGAGGUAUUCUUAGAGAUUUUCACUUUCUUUGUCAGAGAGCUUCGCACGGCAUUCACAAUACCUCGCGUGCUGUCUAAUUAAUAUUGACAUCUUCUCAAGUGAUAAAAUAUAAUCAAAUAAGAAUUGAAAACCAGCAAAUUUAAUUAAUGAAACAGUAUGUUUUACCGCUACUUAUCUUUUAAUAAUAAAAAGAUCUGACAACUCUGUUCAAAAUAUGAUCAAGAAUACGUAGAUGUUAUCGAAUUUUUUUAUAGAAAUUGAUUAACAAUGAGAGUUAGAAAAGUCAAUAUAACUGGACAAUUUGAAUUAAUACUAACUACAUUAACAAUAUUAUUUUGGCAAUUUAUCGAUCGUUGAAUUUAUUAUAAAUAGUCAAAGAAAACAAUCAAAACGCUCAUCCUCUUAUGUGGUAAACAUACAUUUUUUCGUUACGCUACUCUAAACAAAUCGAGAUAAAUUUAUUUAAAUUGUUGUUUGUUUGUUUAUUUUUCUUUCAAUAUUUUCAGAAUGCGAGCAUUUACAUCAAUUCAAUUAUUGCAUGUAUAUAUAUUUCUAACGGAAUAUGAGUUUUUCCUUCAUAUUUUAUUAUAUUUUUCAAAGCCGUAUAAACACGCAUAAUUAUACUAUUACGGUGUUAUUCUUACAGUAGGAUAUGCCACAAUGUCAUUGAAAACAUGUUCUUCAUUUAUCUUUUUAUAUGAAAUUCAUAUAUGAAGUCACCGUUGUGUGAUAUUAAUAUGCGAUAGACACGUUCAUGGUUUACCUAAAUCCUAUCAGAAUCCAUUGCGUAUUUUCAUGCAAAUAGUGAAGAUUAUAGUAUUAUUAAUAAAAAAUUCUAAAUAGACUAAUUCCUUGCUGCACUUUGGUUACACAAUAUAAACACGUGAUUUUAUAAACGAGUGCACGUGCGAAGAGUUCAGAUACAGAAUUUGCAUUAGUUAGUUUAAAAAAUUCAUUUUUUCGAAUAUGUAAGAUUAAAAAGUAUCAAUAUCUAGUAGAAAUAUGAACUAAUCCAGAAAUCUAUUUUUAAUGAUUAAAAACCGAAGAAAACUGUGUGAUACGAUUCGCUCUCUCUCAAUCAAUGUUUAUAAUUCAAUAUUAUAUUACAUCAAGCUUCAAAAAUCUAUCUUCUAUUGCUGUAUAAAGUUCUCUAUCUUGUUCUUUUCAGGCCUAAACACAUAUUGAAUGCAUAGUCAUCAUAUUAACUAUAACCCUAGAAAAAAAUUCAUUUCCAUCAUCGUGUAACACGAAGAAAACAAUAUUUUUUCGCGGUCUUUAAUCACUACAUUUCAAUUAUAAAUAGCAAGAAAAGGCGAGCUAAUAUUGUUUUUUUGUUUUUUGUGACAUUUUUUUUUCACUAUCUUCAUAUUUUCCCUCAAAAACGCAUAGAUAGAUUGCUUAGAGAAAUCAGUCUUAAGAGAUUUCUUUUUUUUUUUCUUACCACAGUACGUCGCGUAUUUCUCUUUUUUCUUUUUAUUUCGCUAAGUUUUCUAAUUUGGAAGAGAAUUUUGAGAAAAUGUAGGAAACCUCCAGUCUAAAUUACUUUUUUUCUGAAUAAGAACGGGCAAACCACUUCUCUUUUUGUAUAUUAAUCAAUAUGAAUAUAGAUGCAGGAAUUUUUUUCUUCUCAUCUCAAUCCGUCCUAGUAUAGAUACACAAUUUACGUUAGUGUUUUUGAACACAUAGACACAGAAAAACAAAGAACAAAUCUACCAUCUUUAGAUUUCUACUUAAGCAGUAUUAAUUUGUGUUUUUUGUUUAACAAACACUUUUUGACAGAUGCUGCAAACAAUCGCUCUCUUCCUUCUUAUACUGGGUAAGUUGAAAUCAGCUGAGUAUGAAAAAAAAACAUAUGGUUACUUACUGUUGUAUAUACAUCUCACGACAAAUACUUCAAGAAAGGAUUUAGAAUAAAAAUAAUCUGCAAUAAAACCUCUUAUAGAAUAUCUCUAUACUAAGAGAAUUGAAUAUUCUAGUUUUAGCGUAUUUACCAUCAACCAUAAACGGUGAUAUUCAAGGCGAAAGCUCUACGACUCCACAUGCGGUAGGGGCUGAAUUACCCCCAGCUGCAGAUGGAGAGAAUCAACGACAAUUAAAACAAGCUGAAAUUAUCAAUGAUUUAAAUGCAACUUCUCCAACAAUCACAGUACUAGAUUCUCCAACAGAAUCGACACCUGCAGCUUUUAGUUGUAAAAAGUGCCACGAUUGUGUAAAACAUAUGAGAGCAAAAGAUAUGGAACAGGAAGUUUGUGGUGAAGGUGUUAAACUUUGCUAUAUAAAGGAGACACGCGGUGGGAAUAAUACGGUAAGGAUUGACCGUGGUUGCGCUUCAGCAAAAGUUGCAUGCCUCCCGAGUGAAGAAAGUGUUUAG
Didymodactylos carnosus is the source of this 3050-nucleotide messenger RNA. Lineage: Eukaryota; Metazoa; Rotifera; Eurotatoria; Philodinida; Philodinidae. The record is from the annotation of a GenBank genome assembly.